Molecule: messenger RNA, 1139 nt
Organism: Equus quagga
Lineage: Eukaryota; Metazoa; Chordata; Mammalia; Perissodactyla; Equidae
Gene: NKX2-2
Product: NK2 homeobox 2
Exons: 2
Coding region: 1-822 (273 amino acids)
Biological process (GO): cell differentiation; regulation of transcription by RNA polymerase II
Cellular component (GO): nucleus
Molecular function (GO): DNA-binding transcription factor activity, RNA polymerase II-specific; RNA polymerase II cis-regulatory region sequence-specific DNA binding
Source: RefSeq, a predicted model, not a curated record
AUGUCGCUGACCAACACAAAGACGGGGUUUUCGGUCAAGGACAUCUUGGACCUGCCGGACACCAACGAUGAGGAAGGCUCGGUGGCCGAAGGGCCGGAGGAGGAGAGCGAGGGGCCGGAGCCCGCGAAGAGGGCCGGGCCGCUGGGGCAGGGCGCCCUGGACACGGUGCAGAGCCUGCCCCUGAAGAACCCCUUCUACGACAGCAGCGACAACCCAUAUACGCGCUGGCUGGCCAGCACCGAGGGACUCCAGUACUCGCUGCACGGGCUGGCGGCCGGCGCGGCGCCCCAGGACUCGAGCUCCAAGUCCCCGGAGCCCUCGGCCGACGAAUCACCGGACAAUGACAAGGAGACCCCAGGCGGCGGGGGGGACGCGGGCAAAAAGCGGAAGCGGCGGGUGCUCUUCUCCAAGGCGCAGACCUACGAGCUGGAGCGGCGCUUCCGGCAGCAGAGGUACCUGUCGGCGCCUGAGCGCGAGCACCUGGCCAGCCUCAUCCGCCUCACGCCCACGCAGGUCAAGAUCUGGUUCCAGAACCACCGCUACAAGAUGAAGCGCGCCCGGGCAGAGAAAGGUAUGGAGGUGACGCCCCUGCCCUCGCCGCGCCGGGUGGCCGUGCCCGUUUUGGUCAGGGACGGCAAGCCGUGCCACGCGCUCAAAGCCCAGGACCUGGCAGCCGCCACCUUCCAGGCGGGCAUCCCCUUUUCGGCCUACAGCGCGCAGUCUCUGCAGCACAUGCAGUACAACGCCCAGUACAGCUCGGCCAGCACCCCCCAGUAUCCGACAACACACCCCUUGGUCCAGGCCCAGCAGUGGACUUGGUGAGCGCCGCCGCCCGGAGACUCGCGGCCCUAGGCCCUGGCCCCACCCCGGCGGCGGCGGCGGCGACGCGGACUCGGUCCUUAGGGUGAUUAUUAUUAUUAUAAUUAUUAUUAUGGAGUCGAGUUGACUCUCGGCUCUGUUGGGGAGGCGCGGGAGGUUGCCUGUGCCUCCUUGGAGCGGCAGAUUCCACCACCCAGCUCUGCCCCGUCCUCUCCUUGUGAACCUUUGGAGAGGACUGAACUAUAAGCCGUGUUUACAGAAUGUUUGCGCAGCUUCACUUUUUUGCCCCUCCCCACGGGGACCGAAUCGUCCCAGCGUUA